AUGAAUGACGAUACUGAAAAGGGAAUUAUCACUUGUAUAUAUUUAGAAAACUUUAUAACCUAUGAUAAAGUCAUAGUAAAACCUACGAGAUACCUCAAUGUCAUUAUUGGACCCAAUGGUUCUGGCAAGUCCACUAUCGUUGCUGCUAUAGUCCUUGGUCUAGGUGGUAAGCCCAGUAUCAUUGGGCGGGCAAUUCAUAUUGGUGAAUAUGUAAAAUAUGGGUGUGAAGAGGCAAAAAUAGAAAUUCAUCUAAAGAAUCAUACAAAGCAAGAUGUGGUUACCAGGAUAUUUAGUAAGCAUGGAAAAUCUAUAUGGACGAUUAAUAAUAAACCAGUACAUAUAAAAGAUGUGCAAGAAUUUACUACCAGCCAUAAUAUUCAGGUUGAUAAUCUUUGUCAGUUUUUGCCGCAAGAUAAAGUACAAGAUUUUUCAAAAAUGAAUGCCCAAGCAUUGCUAGAAAAUACAGAAAGAUCUGUUGGAGAUCCUAAGCUUCUUGAGUAUCAUCAAUCGUUAAAAGAACAUAGAGCCAGGUUUAAACAAUUUGAAGUUGAUAUAGCAAAUAAAAAGCGUUUACUGGAUUCUAAUACUCAAAAACAUGACGGACUGCAACAAACUGUCAGUACAAUAAAGGAAAGGAAGUUGAUAAAAAAGAAAAUUUUGACACUGAAACAAAAGAAGGCAUGGAUACUCUAUGACCAAAUGCGUAGAAAGUUAGUGGAGUCUAAGAAAGUGAGAGAUGCAGCAGCAAAGAAAAUGCAAUCGAUAGAUGCUACACUAAAACCAAUGAAAACUAAUAUUGAAAAAAUUAGAUCCAAUAUGAAGACACUGAGAGAUUCACUAAACAAUCAUAAUAACAAAGUCUAUGCUAAAAAUACAAAAGUGAAAAAUAUGAUGAAUAAUAUUCUCACCUGCGAGAACAGGAUUAAAGAAAGUGAGAAUACAUGUUCACGCAGAAUUCAGGUAGAACAGAAUCGGGAUCAAGAUAUUAAUCUCGCACAACAGCAAAAAUGCAAACUCGAGAACGAUUUAUUUUUAAUGAUUGACGAUAUUGGGUCAGAGGAAAGUUUAAUGAAACAGAUACAGAACAUAGCGAACAACAUGGAAAAACACAGAAGUACAAUUAAUAAACUCGCUAACAAAAAUAUUACAAUAAAGCACGAAGAAGAAAAUAUCAGUCGUGAAUUAAGAGCUCUACAGGCAGAACAUAAAUCUCUUAAUUUCGAAACAAAGCGUCUAGAGCUCUUGAGACAACGCAGUUCAGACGCGUACAAGGGUGUGCUUUGGCUGAGGGAGAAUCGUAACAAAUUUUCGAUGACAGUGCACGAACCCAUGUUGCUCAAUAUUAACGUAAAGGAGGCUUCGUACGCAAAAUAUUUAGAGAGUAUAAUAUCAGUACGGGAUUUAAUAGCAUUUACGUGCGAAAACAAACAAGAUAUGAAUCUCUUACUGAAGUACCUGAGAGACCAACAGAAAUUGCAGGUCAAUGUAGUUCAUUCCGAUCCUAUGAAGAGAGUUUUCAUGCAACCAGAGAUACCGAUAGAGAAUAUUACAAAAUUCGGCUUUAAACAUUACUUAGUGUCGCUCAUCGAAGCGCCGUCCACCAUAAUGAAAUAUUUAGUUCCGAUGUAUCAUCUGCACAAUAUCCCUGUCGGGACUAACGAAGUCGAAGAUAAAACAGAUCAUGUGCCUCGUAGCUUAAGGUGUUACUUCAGUGAGAAUAAUAUCUAUACUGUGAGCAUGUCCAAAUAUACACGUGCAACAUCAACCAGAAUAUCACGGGUGUCUGGAAAUGCGAUGCUAUCAAUCGUUUUAGAUAAAUCUAGACUACAGAGAAUUCAGGAACGAUUACAAAGUUUGCAGGAGAAAAGGAAUUGUGUUUUACUUCAUAUUAAAGAGACAGAAGAUAAGAUAUGCGAGGAAACUAAAGAGUUAGAUAAGUAUCGGGCCGACAGAAAUAAAUAUCAGCAAAAUAUUCAACAAAUACAAGCACUGAAGGGUAGACUACGUAUAGUUGCGGGUAAAAUUAAGCAGAUGGAGACAGAUCGGACGAGCAUCGAUGAUAUAAAAGCAGCAUGCAUUAAAGAGAUCAAGGUUAUAAUAAACGAACAACUGAAAAUGUAUGAAAAUUAUAACGUAAUUCUGAAGGAGUGUUUCGAUUGCAUCAUAAGAAACGAGGAGAUUAAGUUUGCACUAACGUUAUUACAACAAAGUUUAGUAUCUAAGGAGAAUGAAAUUGAGGAGUUGAAAGAUAAGUUUACAGAGGCGGAAAGAAUAUUUAAACAAUUCGAUGAAGACUUUCAGCCAUUGAAAAAAGAGGCUCAUAGGCUGUAUAAGGAAGCCUUAAAAACUACAGAAAACAUUAAUCCGCAAGAUGACGCAUUUAAACCUUACAAUAAAGCUUUUGAGAAGUUACCAACUACUAUUGCGGAAAUAAAUAAUGAGUUAAAUAUUGCUCAAGCAAAAGUUUUUUGCCUGGCAAAGAAUAUAGAUGCCGAGAAUGUAAUGCGCGAGUACGAGCAAGUGCGAAGUAAUAUUCAGAACUUGACUGAAGUGAUUAAAACGAGGACUGCCGAAGUAGAGAAUAUUACAAAAGAGAUUGAGAAACUAAAAGAAAAAUGGUUACAACCAUUGGAGCAACUCGUCGAAAAGAUAAACGCAAAUUUCAGUUCUUACUUUUCAGCCAUGGAUUGCGCCGGUGAAGUUACACUCGCGCAUGGUGAAAAUGCUCUCGAUUUCGAUGAGUAUGGUCUAAAGAUCAGAGUGAAAUUCCGAGACGCGGAUGAAUUACAGGAAUUGACGAGACACUUCCAGAGCGGCGGUGAAAGAACUGUAACCACUGCCAUUUACAUGAUCGCGUUGCAGGAAUUAUCGCGCGUACCCUUCCGCUGCGUAGACGAAAUUAAUCAGGGCAUGGACGCGAUGAAUGAAAAACGAAUUUUUAAUUUACUCGUAAAAAUGACAGGAAGACCAGGCAGUUCCCAAUAUUUUCUGCUCACACCGAAACUCCUCUCCGAGUUAACGUAUACCGAGACAGUGACGGUGCAUUGCGUGUAUAACGGGCCACUUGAUGCCAGUGACGAGGACUUUGAUUUUGAUACAGAGGCAUACUGUAACCGUAUUAGUAAUAAAUAAGUCGAAGUGAAACGCUCGAAGAUUACUUCGAAAGGAAAAGUUAAACAGAAGUUUAUUAAUAUAUAGCUUGCGGUAUACGUACAGUGAAUGUGUUCAAACCUAUUUUAUAUAUUUUCAUUUAUAAAACUUCGGAAAUAUUUUUAUACAGUUCCGAAACAUAGAAAUGUGUAAGCUAGUUCUAAUAUGAUAAACUAUAUUUUUUGUUACCGUUUUGGAUUAAGCUAAUGCUAAAGUGUUGAUAUCAGAAUUAAGAAGAAAUGCUAAUGCUAUUAUUUUCACGUAGAUUAGUUAAUAUAUGCUUUAUGGUAAAUUGAUAUUUAUACCAUGUUAACAUUAUUUUUUGCUCAAAAACACAAACAUUUUCAGA
Messenger RNA from Ooceraea biroi (clonal raider ant), 3499 nucleotides. It is a transcript of the gene SMC5, whose product is annotated as structural maintenance of chromosomes 5. Gene Ontology annotation, biological process: double-strand break repair via homologous recombination. The record is from RefSeq and is a predicted model, not a curated record. NCBI's taxonomy places the organism in Eukaryota, Metazoa, Arthropoda, Insecta, Hymenoptera, Formicidae. Gene Ontology annotation, cellular component: nucleus; Smc5-Smc6 complex. Gene Ontology annotation, molecular function: single-stranded DNA binding.